CUUCUUCAUAAUAUGCCUUUGUUCAUAUAUUUGUGUACUCGUCCUAUCGCAUAACACUCACGCUAACAUUAUUAUUAUUCUCUCUCUAUCUCUCUCUCCUUCUCUCUGAGAGGACAGCUUAAAGAAGAACAAAAAUGGAGAUGAGACUUUUGAAGACUCGACUUCUGUUUCUGCAUCUUCACCAGCUCUACGUUCUCUCGAUUUUCCUUCUCCUUUUCUCACCAUGCUUCGCUUACACUGACAUGGAAGUUCUCCUCAACCUAAAAUCCUCCAUGAUUGGUCCCAAAGGCGACGGCCUCCACGACUGGCUUCACUCCACUUUUCCGGCAGCUCACUGUUCUUUCUCCGGCGUUUCCUGUGACAGCGACGCUCGUGUUGUCUCCCUCAACGUCUCCUUCACUCCUUUGUUUGGUACUAUCUCACCGGAGAUUGGAAUGUUGAACCGUCUGGUGAAUCUGACUUUAGCUGCCAACAAUUUCUCCGGCAGAUUACCAUCGGAGAUGAAGAGUCUCACCGCUCUCAAGGUUUUGAAUGUCUCCAACAAUGGAAACCUCAGUGGAAGCUUCCCCGGAGAAGUUGUCAAAGCCAUGGUCGAGCUUGAAGUCCUCGACGCCUAUAACAACAACUUCACCGGGUUAUUACCGCCGGAGAUCCCUGAGCUUAAGAAGCUGAAACACCUCUCUCUCGGCGGGAAUUUCUUCACCGGAGAGAUACCAGAGAGGUACGGAGAUAUCCAGAACUUAGAGUAUCUCGGCCUCAACGGCGCAGGGCUCUCCGGUGAGUCUCCAGGGUUCUUGUCUCGUCUCAAGAAUCUCAGAGAAAUGUAUGUUGGCUACUACAACAGUUACACCGGCGGUGUUCCGCCGGAGUUCGGUGGAUUGACGAAGCUCGAGGUCCUCGACAUGGCGAGUUGUACUCUCACCGGAGAGAUUCCGACGACUCUCAGUAAUCUCAAACACUUGCAUACUCUGUUUCUUCACAUCAACAAUUUAACCGGACAUAUCCCACCGGAGCUCUCCGGUUUAAUCAGCUUGAAAUCGCUCGAUCUCUCAAUUAACCAGUUAACCGGAGAGAUUCCUCAGAGCUUCAUCGCUCUCGGAAACAUCACUCUGAUCAAUCUGUUUAGGAACAAUCUCUACGGGCAAAUACCUGAGUUCAUCGGAGAAUUACCGAAACUUCAAGUGUUCGAGGUUUGGGAGAACAACUUCACGUUACAAUUGCCGGCGAAUCUUGGCCGGAAUAAGAAUCUGAAGAAGCUCGAUGUCUCUUAUAAUCAUCUCACGGGACUUAUCCCCAUGGAUUUGUGCAGAGGCGACAAAUUGGAGAUGUUGAUAUUAUCGAAUAACUUCUUCUUCGGCCCGAUCCCGGAGGAGCUAGGUCAAUGUAAGUCGCUAAACAAAAUCAGAAUCGUGAAGAAUCUUCUCAACGGGACUGUUCCGGCUGGUCUCUUCAACCUCCCGCUCGUUACGAUCAUCGAACUCACUGAUAAUUUCUUUUCCGGUGAACUCCCGGAAGCGAUGUCCGGCAAUCUUCUCGACCAGAUUUACCUCUCCAACAACUGGUUUUCCGGCGAAAUCCCAUCUGCAAUCGGUAAUUUCCCCAAUCUGCAGACCUUGUUCUUAGACAGGAACCGGUUUCGCGGGAAUAUUCCGAGAGAAAUCUUCGAAUUAAAGCAUCUUUCCAAAAUCAACACCAGUGCGAACAACAUCACCGGCGAGAUUCCCGAUUCAAUCUCCAGCUGCACAUCCUUAAUCUCCGUCGAUCUCAGCCGUAACCGUAUCGACGGAGAAAUCCCCAAAGAGAUCCACAACGUGAUUAACCUGGGAACUCUAAACCUCUCCGGCAAUCAACUCACCGGCUCAAUCCCAACCGGAAUCGGAAACAUGACGAGCUUAACCACUCUCGAUCUCUCCUUCAACGACCUCUCCGGAAGAAUCCCACUCGGUGGCCAAUUCAUGGUCUUCAACGACACUUCCUUCGCCGGAAAUCCUUACCUCUGUCUACCUCACCACGUCUCCUGUCUAACACGGCCAGGACAAACCUCCGAUCACAUCCACACGGCGUUGUUCUCACCAUCAAGGAUCGUAAUCACGGUAAUCGCAGCGAUCACCGCCUUGAUUCUAAUCAGCGUAGCGAUUCGACAGAUGAACAAGAAGAGAAACCAAAAAUCCCUCGCCUGGAAGCUAACCGCCUUCCAGCGACUUGAUUUCAAAGCCGAAGACGUACUCGAGUGCCUUCAAGAAGAAAACAUAAUCGGAAAAGGCGGAGCAGGGAUCGUCUACCGCGGGUCCAUGCCAAACAACGUAGACGUCGCGAUCAAACGCCUUGUUGGCCGUGGAACAGGAAGAAGCGACCACGGAUUCACGGCGGAGAUUCAGACGCUUGGAAGGAUACGUCACCGUCACAUCGUGAGACUUCUCGGAUACGUAGCGAACAAGGACACGAACCUGCUUCUCUACGAGUACAUGCCUAAUGGUAGCCUCGGAGAGCUCUUGCAUGGAUCUAAAGGUGGUCAUCUUCAAUGGGAGACGAGACACAGAGUAGCCGUGGAAGCAGCGAAAGGACUGUGCUAUCUUCACCAUGACUGUUCACCAUUGAUCUUGCACAGAGACGUCAAGUCCAAUAACAUUCUUCUGGACUCUGAUUUUGAAGCCCAUGUUGCUGAUUUUGGGCUUGCUAAGUUCCUAGUGGAUGGUGCUGCUUCUGAGUGUAUGUCCUCAAUUGCUGGCUCUUAUGGAUACAUCGCCCCAGAGUAUGCUUACACUUUGAAAGUGGACGAGAAGAGUGAUGUGUACAGUUUCGGAGUGGUUUUGCUGGAGCUAAUAGCUGGGAAGAAACCGGUUGGUGAAUUCGGAGAAGGAGUGGAUAUAGUUAGGUGGGUGAGGAACACGGAAGCUGAAAUGUCUCAGCCGUCGGAUGCUGCUACGGUUGUUGCCAUCGUUGACCCAAGGUUGACUGGUUAUCCAUUGACCAGUGUGAUCCAUGUGUUCAAGAUAGCUAUGAUGUGUGUGGAGGAUGAGGCAGCUUCAAGGCCUACGAUGAGGGAAGUUGUGCACAUGCUCACUAACCCUCCCAAGUCCGUGACUAACUUGAUCGCGCUCUGAUCCAACCUAGAUUGAUGAAAAAUAAGAUGUGUAAUGUAAACGAGUUGGUGAUAAUAUUUUUGGGGGGAUGCUUCUCCAUAUAUGGCUUUUACCUAUUUUUGAGUUUGUAUAUUUUGUUGUGUGACGAUUUGUAUAUUACCUCUUAUGUGUUCUUAUUAUCUACUCGAAUCUGUAAUGUAAUCAAAAUGCUUCUU
Eutrema salsugineum is the source of this 3298-nucleotide messenger RNA. Its product is annotated as receptor protein kinase CLAVATA1. The record is from RefSeq and is a predicted model, not a curated record. Gene Ontology annotation, molecular function: protein binding; protein kinase activity; ATP binding. Gene Ontology annotation, cellular component: plasma membrane. Gene Ontology annotation, biological process: hormone-mediated signaling pathway; protein phosphorylation. The coding region runs from base 135 to 3104 and encodes 989 amino acids. NCBI's taxonomy places the organism in Eukaryota, Viridiplantae, Streptophyta, Magnoliopsida, Brassicales, Brassicaceae. The transcript has 2 exons.